AUGGUGAAAGUCGCCAUCGCCGGUGGCAGCGGGCAGCUGGGGCGUACCAUUGCCGAAGUCACCGUAGCUGAUGGUCGUCACGAUGCCGUCAUACUCAGUCGAAAGGCCAAAUCGAAUACGGAAAACGGCAUCGAUGUCGUUGAGGUAGACUACUCUGACGUGGAGAGCCUCACUGCGAUGCUGCAGCAAAACAAUGUCCACACAGUCAUUUGUACCCUUUCCACGGACGGUGAAUCGCUCGCCGUUGCGCAGUUCAACUUGAUUAAAGCUGCAGAUGCCUCUUCCGUCACGAAGAGGUUCAUCCCCAGCGCAUUUCUCCCCCCCUACCCCCCUGAAGCGGCAGGUAUUCCAAGCCUACAGCCGCACUUCAACUGCCUUGACGAGAUGAAGAAGACUGAUCUCGAGUGGGCAGUCGUCGCUAAUGGUGUCUUCAUGGAUUACUUUUCGCCCUCGCUCAAGUCUUAUCUGAAGCCAUGGACAAUUAUUAUCGACAUUGAGAACAAAUCUGCUGCGAUCCCGGGAUCAGGCAAUGACUUGGUAACUUUUACUUACAGCUUUGACGUCGCUAAAUUUGUCGUGGCCGCCCUCAGCCUCGACAAAUGGCCAAGGGAAAUGCGAGUCAUCGGGGACACAAUGACAUGGAAUGAGGUCCUUAGACUUGCCGAAGAAGCUCGAGGCACCAAGUUUGACGUAGCGUACGAUGACGUGGAGAAGCUUCAGAGAAUGGAAAUCACGGAGCUUCCUGGUCAUCGCGCUAUGUAUAGCUAUGUUUCGAGAGAGGAAGUUCAGGCCAUGGCAAUAAUGGAGCUCUGGAUGACCAUGGGCGUAGCAAAUAUACCCGGAGAAGACUCCUUGAACGAGAUGUUCCCGAGUCUAAAGCCGAUGACAAUGAAGACUUUGAUGGAUCAGUGUUGGAAAGACAAAUGA
Molecule: messenger RNA, 927 nt
Organism: Akanthomyces muscarius
Lineage: Eukaryota; Fungi; Ascomycota; Sordariomycetes; Hypocreales; Cordycipitaceae
Exons: 4
Coding region: 1-927 (308 amino acids)
Source: RefSeq, a predicted model, not a curated record